Messenger RNA from Saccostrea cuccullata (small rock oyster), 1869 nucleotides. RefSeq names its product neurotensin receptor type 1-like. Gene Ontology annotation, molecular function: G protein-coupled receptor activity. NCBI's taxonomy places the organism in Eukaryota, Metazoa, Mollusca, Bivalvia, Ostreida, Ostreidae. The transcript has 2 exons. Gene Ontology annotation, biological process: G protein-coupled receptor signaling pathway. Bases 238 to 1491 code for a protein of 417 amino acids. The record is from RefSeq and is a predicted model, not a curated record. Gene Ontology annotation, cellular component: membrane.
AUUUUUCAUAUUGGAAGUGAAUAUUUUUUUUCAAAUCCUUGGCUUGUAGACCAUAGUAUCUGAGAGAUCUAUCUAGCCUACAGAUUUAGAAGCCACUACUGUUGAAAUUGCAGCAGCAAUUUAAUGCUAGAAUAUUAUGUUUCAAACUUGUGGUGUGAUGUUUUCCACGAGAUUGAAAUUAGGGAAUUAUCUUAUAUCACUGACAUUUGAGGAUAAUUAAAAAUAUGUAAUUACAGGAUGAUGGCUGCAUGCAAAAAUUUGAGUGAAGACAAUUUCUCCAUUCCCGUUGAGCAUAACAGCAUGGAGUCGAUUCUGGAAAAGAAAAUGCACUUUAUAUUCAUGGAGGUCGGGGUGCCAGCUGUCAGUGCUUUUGGAUUAGUGGGAAACAUCCUUAAUCUGCUCGUAUUGACCAAAGAAAAGGUCAACCAUUGUUUGACAAAGAUGGAGAAAUCAGCUCACAUAGGAUUAAUUGCUUUAGCUGUUUCUGACUUCAUGUUUUGUCUCCUGGCCUUAUUGUUCACCAUACUGCCACCACAGGAAACAUAUCGAGAGCGAAACGGAGUCCUCUACUAUCGUUGGCUUGGAAAUGGUUUCAUCACUUUCUUCAUCAUCAACAGUACAUGGUUAAUUGUGGUAAUGGCAGGGGAAAGAUACCUUGCCGUCUGCCAUCCUUUUAAAGCCAGGAAACUGAUAUCGCUCAAAAAGACCAAGAUUGCUAUCUGUCUGGUGUACAUGAUCUGCAUUCUUUCAAUAAUACCACUGUUUUUUGAGUCAGAAAUAGUAGAAACAACAUGCAUUGAUGGUUCCCGACUGUACAGAAUUGAGAGACGUAAAAAUUACAGUGACCAAACACGAAGAAUGCUGUGGUCCAUUAUUUUCGAUUUCAUUCCAUGUAUUGCCCUCUUGUUCUUUAACGUCUGUCUGGUCUGGAAUAUUCGCGUAGCCAAGCGCAUACGUAGAGAGCUGACCCCCGGACAGAGCAAUGACAUUGUUAUGUACUGCUCCUCAAUGAAAAGCACAGAGGAACAAGGCACUCAUUCCUCCUCCAGAUCCAACAACAGCUGUAAUGGUUGUCCUAAAAAAGACCUGGCACAGAGCUCAUUGAUAAAAACCAGAAAACCGGGAAUGGUUUCCCAUCGCAGACGGAGCUCUGACAGUGCCCUUAACAGUGUGACCGCCACAUUACUGGCAGUGGUUGUGCUCUUUCUAAUACUUGUUUCCCCAUCUGAAAUCAUUAAGUUCAUUUACGCCAAGAUUCACAUAGUUGACUCCGUUGGUAAAAACAAGCACUAUUACUACCACAAGAUUAUACUGCAUGUGACAAAUUUUAUGCAAGCUCUGAACUUUUCAAUUAAUUUCAUCUUAUACUGUGCUGUUAACAAAUCUUUCAGAAAAACACUCCGUAACCUUUUUCCUUUCUGUCACCAAAGUCGGCCCAGAGCUCAAUUCAUCAAACGUAUGCCACAAACACACUGUCAUAACCUGACAUAAAAACAAAUUGUUUAAUCUGUAUAAAUUGUAUAGACAUGACCUCAUUACAUGUAUUUGGCUACAAUUUCUAUGUUUACAAAAAGGAACCAAAAAAUGGGAAUGAAAUUGUUAAUAAAAAAAGAAUUCUGCAUUUCUAGAAUGCUACGUCCCAUGAACUAUGCAUACUUAUAGCUUCUCUUUAAAAUGCUGCCUCUUCACAACUGGAGAGGGGAAGGAUUGUGGAUACUACACAAACAAUGUAAUAUUCAGAUUCUACGGAUUUUUUUUCACAAAGCAAUUCCAUUAAAGUGUUAAUUUAAACUAUUUCACAGUAUAUUGUAUAAAUUAUAUAAUAGCAGUAACUGUAUGCAUUGAUGGUUUCUUAAAAUAAAAAUAAUA